AUGGAGUUGAAGGUAUUGGUGAAGGUAGGUUUGUUGCUUUUCCUGAUAGCUAGGGUUCACUGCAACUUUCUAUCCAACUCCUUCAUCACUCAGCUUCUUCCCACUGAAGGUGCUUUUGAGAGCUAUGUGAAAUCCACAACCUCACCAUGUUGUGAUGAAUGUAUCAACAGAAUCCGAUUCCAAGUCACUCAGCAUGCAGAACUUGUUACUGCAUCUGGGAUAACCCUCCUAAGUGUCACUGUGUUGACUUAA
Sphenostylis stenocarpa is the source of this 252-nucleotide messenger RNA. The record is from the annotation of a GenBank genome assembly. Lineage: Eukaryota; Viridiplantae; Streptophyta; Magnoliopsida; Fabales; Fabaceae.